Sorghum bicolor (sorghum) is the source of this 1335-nucleotide messenger RNA. Its product is annotated as mediator-associated protein 2. The record is from RefSeq and is a predicted model, not a curated record. The coding region runs from base 354 to 1034 and encodes 226 amino acids. NCBI's taxonomy places the organism in Eukaryota, Viridiplantae, Streptophyta, Magnoliopsida, Poales, Poaceae. The transcript has 7 exons.
ACGGCGUAAUGGGCAACAGAAGCCCAGAUUAGGGUUUCCUCUGCUUCCUGCUGGCUCACUGCCGUUCCGCCCGCCUCGCUCCACCACCGGCGGCCGCACGCACCGCUGCCUGCUGGCGUAGGAGCACAGGAAGCCCCCGCGGCCCCGCCCCCGUCGACCGAAGCCUCUCCUCUCGUCGAGUGGGCGUCUAUCUCUCCUUCCCCUCAGGUUCUUGUUCUUCAGUGCGCGAGAUCAAUCCACUGAGGCGGUGGGUGCAGUUAAUUUCCUCAAAUUACAUUGGGGGAGUUCAGCUGAACCGCGUCAAUCGCGCCUGUGCGGGCUAGGCAUCGUAAGAGCCUUGGCUCGCGGUGGAGAUGGGGAAGGCGACACCAAGAGUCCGUUAUGAGCCUGGACCAGCUUUUGAGGAGGUCAAAGAAGAAGCCAUGCUUGACAUAUCACCAACAGACUCGACAGAGUUUUGGUUAAUUCAGUGGCCUAAAGACCAGAUAGAUUUUUUGGAUUUUCAUGGCAAAGAGCUUUCUCUCAAGCUCCGUAGUGAUGGAAACUUGGGCAGCUUGGAAAGUUCCUCGGGAAAAUCUUAUGAGCUUGUGAGCUUUGCAGCUCAGAAGCCAGAUGCAACUGUCUUCCUGCCUUCAGGGUCAGAAACAAAGCCUGUGGGGAAGAUUUCACGGCGAGUCUCUUUAGUUCAUUAUCCUAAACCUGAGGAAUUGGCUAAACCAAGUUUUGGGAGUCUUACUCCUAGCAUUAAGAAAUCUGCAGGUUCUAAGAAGACCAUGUCUCGGUUCACUAGUGCAUCAAAGAACCGCAGUAGCCAAGGUUCGGCGCUUUCACUGGGCCAAAGGAGCGCAGAGCCGACAUCCAAACACAAGGGAAAGAGAAAGGAUGAAAGCAGCCUGGGGCACUCAAAUGUAUCAGGCAAGUCCUCGCAAGGAUCUCAGGCUGGAGGCGUGGGGAGCAACAUGGCCUCCAAGAUGCCACAAUCGCCAUCAGAAAAAUCACAGAAGAAGAGGAAGAAGGUUAAGAUCGUGGAGUAGUACUGUAGUAGUGUCAACUUGGCAAGAGAUCAAUUUCCCUUGAACUAUCAGUAGCUGAGGAGCUGUGCUGGAAGUUCACGUUCAAGUUUCUUCAUGCAUUUCUGGUUUCAAAUUUUAUCCAUUGAGAAUGUUUUGCUGGAGUGUGAGGUGUUGUUUGCCGGAUCGGAUGAUACGAUACCUGAGGCUUAUGUUGGGUUGUUCCUGUUGGUGUGCUGAGCUGAAAGCAGAAUCCUAGCAGCUGCUAUAGUGCUAUUGCUGCGUGAGCAUCUGAAAGCCUCUUUGAGUUCCUUGUUCUCGUUAA